CAUCAGUGUGUCCUUGGCGCCAUAGUCCAGCAGCAGGUUAGCUAGAGAGCUACCACUGCGCUUGACAACUUAGGAAGCUGAAGCAGGCAGCCAGGAGCGGAAGCGGCGUUUAUCUUGCCUUUCAAACUCUCAUCCAUCCGAGAUGGCUUUCUUAAUCAAGAGCAUGAUCGGGAACCCCCUGUCGGGAAUGGGCCUUGGAGGUGGAGGUGACAAAGAAGAAGAGGCCACCCCCUCAGAUCCAGCCAAAGCAGCAGGCAUGACGCGAGAAGAGUAUGAAGAGUACCAGAAGCAGUUGGUGGAGGAGAAGAUGGAAAGAGACGCUGACUUCCUCCACAAAAAGGCAGAGAGGGCGACACUGCGAGUGUGUCUGAGGGAAAAGUACAGGCUGCCAAAGAGUGAGCAGGAUGAGAACAUGAUCGAGAUGGCCGGGGAUGACGUGGACGUGCCGGAGGAGUUGUUGAAGAUGGUAGACGAGGACGCCACGGAGGAGGAGGGCAAGGAUUCCAUCAUGGGCCAGAUACAGAACUUGCAGAACAUGGACAUGGAUCAGCUGAAGGAGAAAGCCUCGGCCACCGUCACUGAGCUGAAGACCAAAGCAGAGGAGAAGUGCUCCGUCAUGUGAAAGGCUCCAAAUUAUGAGGAUGGGGGGGUAAAAGAAAACGCUGUGGCGGAGAAGUCUUUUCCACCACCAGGAGUCCAACAGUCAGGAUUAAAUGAAAAUAUAAUAUAUUUAAAUAUUUAAUUGUUGCUGCUGUCCUUUGACAGUUUCUGUGUCUCCUAAAUUGAAAAGUCAUUCCCUGAUAUAGAAGUCACCUACCCUGAGCCAUAACUCUUCCUUUGCCUAUCUUUACCAUGCACAUAAUCAGCUCAAUACUCCCCAAAAUACUUAUUAAUGUUCAUAUUUAUCGCAAAAAAAAAAACCCAAAACAACUACGGACUUUGUGGUCUUCAAUCUUCAGUCAAAGUCAAACAUCCAGAAACGUGCAUCCAUCAAUACAACAACGGUCCUGGUUGAGUGUUUACAACUUUCCUUCAGGCAUGUUAGAUUCUCUUUUGCAUGUGGUGUUCAAGUUAAUGUUAUAUCAUCUUCUAGUGGUUCAUUUUUUUUCUUCCCGAUUCUUUAUGUGCUAAGAUAUGAAUACACACAUAAGAUAAAUGUACAUACACCGAUUUUAUAUAUAUAUAUAUAUAUAUAUAUAUAUAUAUAUAUAUAUAUAUAUAUAUAUAUAUAUAUAUAUAUAUAUAUAUAUAUAUAUAUAUAUAUAUAUGAUGCUUCAAUCUGACGCGUGUGUUCUGUCCUGUGAAUUAAAACCACAGUGUGUGAAACCCAAUGGUGGCCCACUCAUGAUCCCUUCAGUAUCUAAAAUGUAGCUGCAGUUUCUCACUUUACUAGUUCCUACAACAUUUUACAUGCUAUAAAACCAGCUGUUUUUUAAGUUCAGGUUCUCCAUUCUGCCAGGUGCACUGUCAAACCUAGUGUCUGAUACAAGUUACUCCACAAUAACAACAGUAAUAUACCAAUAAUAUCAAUUGAACAAAAAUACCUUUCAAUAAAGGAUUUUUUUUCCUU
Synchiropus splendidus (mandarinfish) is the source of this 1570-nucleotide messenger RNA. RefSeq names its product complexin 4a (gene cplx4a). The coding region runs from base 143 to 622 and encodes 159 amino acids. Gene Ontology annotation, biological process: synaptic vesicle exocytosis; neurotransmitter transport; regulation of neurotransmitter secretion. The record is from RefSeq and is a predicted model, not a curated record. The transcript has 3 exons. Gene Ontology annotation, cellular component: terminal bouton; SNARE complex. Gene Ontology annotation, molecular function: syntaxin binding. NCBI's taxonomy places the organism in Eukaryota, Metazoa, Chordata, Actinopteri, Syngnathiformes, Callionymidae.